This is a messenger RNA of Aspergillus ochraceoroseus IBT 24754, 1465 nucleotides long. RefSeq lists its product as uncharacterized. Lineage: Eukaryota; Fungi; Ascomycota; Eurotiomycetes; Eurotiales; Aspergillaceae. The transcript has 3 exons. The record is from RefSeq and is a predicted model, not a curated record. Bases 1 to 1161 code for a protein of 386 amino acids.
AUGGCGACCGUAGAAACGCUUACUGUAACCCCCAUUUCCGACACGAUGGCACACCUUGAUGCUGCUGGCAGUCUUGAGCAACUACCCAACUCCAGCACAGCAUCAGAGAAGGUCUCUUUUGAGCCAUCGAAGCACCUGGCUUACACCCCACCUUCAAAAGUGCACACCAUGGAAGAGCUUGGCUAUCCUGGAAGUCGUGGGGUAUCACCGAUAGGUGUCUCUGAGCCCUUCCCCCUCUUUUCAACUGAGGCAAUCCAGCAGAUGAGAAAGGAAGUCCUCAGUGAUAAGGUCUUCGCCAAAUAUCAAUACUCAAGUGAACUUGCUCAGUGCCAGCUCAGGGGAUACGCAGAAGAGUACGCACCGUUUGUCUACGACGCCUGGAAAAACCCAGAGACUCUUGCCAUAAUCUCCAAGAUAGCAGGUGUUGAUUUGGUUCCUGCUAUGGACCUUGAAAUUGGUCAUAUCAAUAUCUCUAUGCACACCGAAGAAGAAAAAAACAAGGCUCUGAAGGCAGUAAUGGAAAAGGCGAAUCGGGAAGCUGACGAGGGAGUAUCAGGCUGCCCAUGGGAAGAUGAUCACCCGAUUGUUGACUGGCACACGGACAGCUACCCAUUCGUGUGUGUAACGAUGCUCUCGGACUGUAAGGGCAUGAUUGGAGGUGAGACGGCUUUGAGAAAAGGCAAUGGCGAGGUGGUGAAAGUUCGGGGACCCCAAAUGGGAUCUGCUGUUAUUCUCCAGGGGCGUUAUAUCGAGCACCAGGCACUUCGUGCGCUAGGAACAACCGAAAGAAUUAGUAUGGUGACUUCGUUCCGGCCACGUGCUUCACUCAUCAAGGAUGAUACUGUGCUCACUACCGUCCGCCCGAUUUCGGAUUUGGGGGAAUUGUACCUCCAAUUCGCCGAGUACCGAUUUGAUAUGCUUCAGGACCGAUUCCGAGAUGCUAACAAACUGAUGCGGGACCAACAACGGGCGCGGAGGCCAUUUGAUACCCUUCGUCUCAAGCAAUUUAUUCGUGAGCAAAUUGAGUUCCUGGAACACAUGGAAAGGGAGAUAGUCGAGGAUGAGAAAGUGAUCAAAGGAGUUAUAGAUGAUAGCCACCUCAUCUCCGAGGACCUCAAAUUGCAGAGGUCCAAGAAACGACGGGUUGUCGUUGUUGCAUAGCUCGGAUCCGGGAUGAUGUUGUCUACUCCAUGCAUACGUCCGGGUUGCACUGGCUAGUGAAAAUCUUGGGUAAUUUCAGAAUGGGUCAGAUUUGGUGCUCAUGGCAUCGUGUUUGCGAAAGUUGCGGCUGGGCCAUUAAUUUGACUGGUUAUGCGGCUGUGUGCUCAGGGAAUAAUUUUUUUUGAUCUCUUGUUGCUUUGGGAGAGUGCCCAUCGAAAGUUUACUGCAUUUAUUUUGAUCUGUUGGUAGCGAACUUGCGUUAGAUUGUUGGAUUGGGAAUCUAUUUCCGCUGAAUCAAAAACUA